GCAUAGGCGGUGGAUGGUCAUGCAGGUUUCCGCGUUUGCUCGGUCACACUUCCAACAAGCACGUCGGCCCAGCUGCUCUGCAAACUUGCAAGAAGCAACCAAGUGGGAGUCGAGUGUCGUCGCGGCUCGAUAAGCUCGCAAACGGAAACUUAAAUUUUCCAUCACAAUCACUACAAACAAAACCCCAACAAAGAUCAGCAAGUACCCAAAAUGAAGUUCACGAUCUCCUUCCUUCUGCUCAUCGCGUCCCAAGUACAUGUAGAGGCCACCUUCACUGUCGCGGCUACAGAUACGGCAACGGGUCAACAAGGAGCUGCUGGGUGUACAUGCGUUGUGCCCGAAGCCGUAUCUUUGUACAACCACUAUCACUCUGUGGUUGGCAAAGGUGUAUUGCUAUCUCAAGCCAGCCCUCCUGAUGCAGACUCUCCGGUCUACAGCAAAGCGCAUGAAUUGCUUUCUGCAGGACAAGACUGCGACACCGUUUUGCAAGCCAUCACUAAUGACACCUCUUUGGAUGGUGAAAGUAGCAUUCGACAAUAUGCAUGUGUUGACUCACGUGGAAAUGCUGCUGGAUACACGGGUGCUGGCAUUCAAGAGUUCUACGAUGUUUUGCUAUCGUUGAACGGCGAGGAAGUGCAACCCCAUGCCCAGGUUGAUGAACAAGGAUCCGCGGGCUCUGUAUUCUACAGUGCACAAGGCAACAUUGUUUCCAAGAAUACGGUCCCACUCUUAAGUGACGGUUUUGAGCAAGCAGAAGGGUGUGACUUGGCCGGUCGCCUGUUUCGUUCUAUCGUUGCCGUCGACGAUUCCAACAAUCAAGCACGCGCGAAUGGCUCGAGCGAGGACACCAACUUUGAAGGGGAUGUCCGAUGUGAAAAUGGUAUUGGAGAAGGUAUUAUUCCAGGAUACGGCUAUCCCGGACUCCAAGCAUACAUUCAUGUGGAGGAUGUGAAUGGGAAUGAAGUUUUGCAUAUUGAGAGUCUUCCCGAGGGAGGUGUCAACCCAUACGAUGAGAUAAGAGAAAAAUAUGCUCAGUGGCGACUAGCCAAUCCCUGUCCCAGCCAUGACUAUUCUUCCAAUGCCAAUGCCGCGCAAUUUUCAAUGGUUGUUGGAAUGGCUGUGGUGGCUCUUGCCACGAUUAUGAUCUAAUUGUUAUAUAGCUAGUUUUGCUGGUCUUUAGCUGGUCUUU
Molecule: messenger RNA, 1189 nt
Organism: Seminavis robusta
Lineage: Eukaryota; Bacillariophyta; Bacillariophyceae; Naviculales; Naviculaceae
Source: the annotation of a GenBank genome assembly